AGAAGAUGUAAUGCGCAUGCGUAUUUUGCGUCAACAUGAAGACGUACCGGGCAGUUUCUGCCUGUUUUACAGAAUAAGGCUUGUUAUUUCUACAAGUGCAAAAUUCUUUAAGUGGACAAAAAUAGAUGCGACACCGAAUAAUUAUUUUGGUCUUGCAGAAUGUCCAAGAUCAGGCGGAAGGUAACAGUGGAGAACUCAAAAACUAUAUCAGACAGCAGCAGUACCACGGCAAGCAGCACCAGCAACCCCGCCGCCCCCUCUCGCCGGCCCAGCGUGUUUGAAAGACUCGGCCCGAGUACUGGGAGUAAUGCUGCUGAGAGUCAAUGUAGAAAUUGGCUGAAGACUGGGAAUUGCAGUUACGGCAACACUUGUCGCUACACACAUGGAACUCAGGCCCGAGGCAAAGGAUUUAGUUUUAGUCGGUCAGCUGAGAGACCCACUGGUGAUUUGCGGGAGAGGAUGAAAAAUAAAAGACAAGAUGUUGAGCCAGAAAACUUGAAGCGAGACCUGAGUGAGCCCUCAUCACCCCCAGUGAGACAGAGAGACUCCUCCAGAAGCCGGCACAGGGAGAAGGAGGAUAUAAAGAUCACAAAGGAGCGCACCCCCGCCAGUGAAGAAGAGCCCACAGAGUGGGAAGCCAACCGAGAAGAUUCAGAUAUCGGUGACUAUGAUUACGAGUUAUCACUAGAGAUGAAGCGACAGAAAAUUCAACGUGAGCUGAUGAAAUUAGAGCGAGAAGAGAUUGUUGUUAAAAAAGAUGACACCCCGUCCCAAACACGAAGUAGUGGCAUGUUGAAGGUCUCCCCUGAGCAUUUAGGUUCUAAAGAUUCACCCACAUCCAGGAAGUCCAGUGGGUCCCCGAAACAUAAAAGUUCUUCCAAAGCUGCAGGCUCUGGAAAGAAAGAGAAGAAAGCAUCGCCUGUUUCAGAAUCUACCAGGUCCUCCAAGGGGGGCCGCAGUAAGAAGAAAGGGCCCCGUACUCCCAGUCCUCCUCCCCCAAUUCCUUUGGAAAUUCCUGUGAUGGGAAAGAAACACAAAGCCAAACACAAAAACAAGGAGAAGUGUGAGGAGAAGCAAAAAGAAGGGAAAGAUCGAGUUCGAGAUGUAGAAAAACACAAAGAGAAGAAGGAAAAACGCAGGGACCGUUCAGAUAGUUCCCACAAGGCCAAACGAUCAGUGACAUCAGAGGAACGAUCUGGCAGUGUGUCUUCUCCCUCCAGGGGCCUGCCAUUAUCAUCCAGGAAGAAGUCUACCUCCCCUAAAGCUACAUCUCAUAAGGCCUCUGCACUGUCUUCUCCAUCUCGCAGGUCUCCCUCUCCUCCACGACACCAGCGCACCCCGACUCCUCCUCGACACCACUCCCCUUCCUCUCACUCAGGUUCUUCUGCCCAGCGGCAGUCGCCGUCCCCUCGUCGGCGUCGCUCCGCCUCUCCUGCCUACCACCGCAACACCACAGCACCAGCGUCCAACUCCUCACCUCUCUGUUCUCGACGUUCUCGUUCACCCCCUGCCUCCCAUGACGCCUCCUCACCCCACCGCAGGUCUGACCGAUCAAGUCCCAACCGACACCACUCCAGAGGCCGUGAGAGGAGCCGUGGUGAGAGAGACAGGAGUCCUCCUGCCCAAGAGCGGAAGCAUGACCGCAGAGAUGAAAGCCGCAGCAAGAGAGAGAAGGACAGCAUCCAUGAUGACAGAGACUAUGAUUCUGAACAGGUGUCAUCACGGGAUGCCCGAGAGGACAGGGAGAUGAGAGACGUCCGAGAGCAACGUGAUGGUCGUGAUCGAGGAAGGGAAACGACCCGAGACUCUCGGGAACGUCGGGAUAACAGGGAAUUGAAGGACUCGAGAGAGAACAGGACAGAAACUCGCUCCGCUCGAGACUCUUUAGAGCACCGUGACCGCGAACGGGAAAGAGAGAGGGAGCGUGAAAAGGAGCGGGAACGAGAAAAAGAAAGAGAAAGGGAGAGGACUGACACCCACAGAAAGGAGGAACCACCCCAGGAUGACAGGAGUUACGGGAGAGCUCAUGGACGUGAAGAUGGUGGGAGAGGUGAAGGAAGGAUAGACAGAGCUGAGAGGAAUGGAAGAGGGAGAGGACGUGUGAAUGAUGUAUCUGAUAAAGGUUCAAACAAAAACUCCAGAAGUUCCCAGCUGGACAGCACUCAUGACAGUUGGGAGUCACGGAGUAGUGCAGUUCGUGAAAGGAGCACAGAGAGGACUUCAGACCGCAGUGCUGCUGAACGCAGCUCUGAGCGAGGUUCAGACAGAGAUCGCUACGAAGCUGAUAGAAGAGGAGAUCACACUCGAGACUCCUCGUAUGAUAGGCGAGGAGGGCAUGGCGAGCGGGAUCGCAGAGACAACAGAGAGAGAGGUGGGACGCAAAAUCAAAGAGCCGCUUCUCCAAACAGACACCAGAGCAGAACAGAGGAGUCUGAGAGAGAGGAGAGGAGGGAAGACCGCAGGCCAGAUAGGACAGAGGAGAGACGGGAAGAGAGGACACGUGACCGGGAGCGAGAAAGGGAACGGGAGCGGGAGAGAGACAAAGAGAAGGACAGAGAACGAGAGAGGGAGAGGGAAAAGGAGCGAGAGAAAGAGAGGGAGGCUGAAAAGGAGCGAGCUAGGGAGAGAGAACGGGAAAGAGAACGAGAGAGGGAGCGGGAAAGAGAACGAGAGCGGGAGCGUGAGGAGAGGGAAAGAGAGAGGGAAGAACGGGAGAGGGAGCGAGAGAAGGAAAGGAAGGAACGAGAACGAGAAAGGGAGCAACGCGAGCGAGAGAGACAACGGGAAUGGGAAGAACGGGAGAGAGGAAGAGAAGAGCGGCGUGAAAGGAGAGAUGAUACGAGGGAUGAUCGGGCCGUGAGAGAUACCCGGGAAGAUCGCAAGAUGAGUCGUAAGAGGCACAGGGUGGAGAACAGCCCCAGCCCCCGACACUCACCAAAACGAUCAGCGCGGGACCUCAGCCUGGCUGACAGCGAUGGCUACAACAGUGCAGAAGAUAAAAGUGAGCGCCCGAUUGGCCGAGGGCAGGCCAAGCACCGUCUCCCGAGCCCAGUGUGUCCGCCUCCAACUGACAGUGGGGAGACACAUCGUCUACUUAGCCAAGUGGUGCGGCCUCAGGAGCCUUUGCUGCGUUCUCCCCCAAGAGCUUCUUUGUCUGAUGACAAGCCCGGUCACUGGAAGGAUGAGGAGCGCAGAGGAGUAGGAGACAAAAGAGAGAUACGCAGCCGCCAGUGUGAUCCAGAACCUCGUGGGGAACGAAGCAGAGUAGGUGAACGGCGAGUAGAGCAUCUUCCAGACACCCUACCCGACUCCCGCAACAGAGGUAGAGAUCAGCGAGAACCCACACCCCCUCCUCUCCUUCCAUCGACUGGCAGUGAUGAUAGAGACACUGCGGGCUCCCAGUCCCACGAGGAGAGCAAAAAGAAGACAAAGUCUCAAAGGAAGGGUUUGAAGAAGGCGCGCAAGGAAGAGGAGACCACUUGUGGUAACAGCCUGGCUAGAGCGGGGGACCGAUUCAAUCAUGAGCCACCAACAGAUGCUUCCACAGAUGGCCCAUCAACCUUACACUCCCCUCGGAAGGGUGCCAAGAAGAAGGCAGUUGAUCGAAAGAGGAAACGCUCAAGAGGAGAGUCGGAUGUGUCUGAGGAGGAUUCUUCAGUCCAUCAGCCACAUAGUAAGAGGAAGCGAGGUCCAAGAACACCACCACCAUCAAUGAGACCUGAACACCGUGCUAUUGGAGGAAAUGCUGAACCUUCUCCCCUCUCAAAAAUGGACACCAACUUCAGUGACUGGUCAGAUGAGGAGGUUAUGGACCGAGGAGGGCCACUGAUGGAAACAGCAGCUCCCCUUAUCCCUGCUGAGAGGACUCCAAUCGAGCCUCUUAGGAGAGGCGGGGGUCCAAGGUUGGGAAGGGACAGGGAGAGGUGCAACCCUCCACACAUUGCCCCUCUUCUCCCUCAGGAUCCGCCAAUGUUGCUGCAGACACUGACACCGCAGCCUCUCAUGUCUCAGCCUUUGCUCCGCAAACCUCCUCCAGACCAGACGCGCAGUAGCAGCAUGGGAAGUAACCAGAGCCGAAAUUCCAGACGCCUUCGAUCACCCUCCAUUGAGUCAGGCCAUCGAGAUGACCCACGAGAGGGACCUCGAUCCCGCAGAGGCAGACUGCAGGGCACCAACUCUCGGGACCGGGAGAGGGAAAGAGAGCGAGAGUGGGAGAGAGAGAGGCUGGUGGUGACUGACCCCCCGGUGGCAGAGAGGAAGUCUCGUAUUGACCAGCUGAGGAGGGGCGAGCCCAGCCGCAGCACUUCAUCAGAUCGUCAGGAUUCACGAAGCCACAGUUCCAGGCGCAGCUCUCCUGAUUCUGAGAGACAGGCAAGAUCCCGGUCCCGCGCUGGCUCCUACGACAGUCGAGAGCGGGAGAGAGACAGGGAGCAGUUUGAAUGGGAACGAGACCGAAAGGAUCUUCGCCCUCAACAGCAACAACAGCAACAGCAGCCCCUGCUUCUCCAGCAGCCCUUACAACAACAGAGAGACUGGGAACCCGAGCCGAGGGACUGGCCGAGCAGGGGACGUGAGCCUCUGUUGAUGCGUCCUGGCCGUGAACCCCUUUUGAGGGAUCGUGAUAUCAGGGACAGGGAACGCUUGCUAUCUGAGGGACUCAUCCAGCAGCAUGAACGGGAGAGAGAGCGGGAACGGGAAAGAGACAAUAGAGGUGAAAGAGGUGGAGAUCGAGAGAGGGAGAGAAUGAUGAUGAUGGACCUCCCACCCCAUGGAGAUCUCAGGCCACUGGGAAGAGGGGAGCUAAGGGGUGAAAUAAGAGGAGACCUGCGAGGGGACAUGAUGAUACAAGACAGGAGUGACUACGAGCCCCUACUGCCAAGAGAAGCCUUUAGCCCCCCAGAGCCUGAGAAACCGAACAACAAUCACACACUUAUGGUAGAGCAACGAGAGAUUGAGAAGACAGACAGCAUAGAUGGAGAGGAUGGUGGCAAGGAAGACGAAGGGCAGUCAGUGGCGUCUGUUGGAGAGGAGUAUGAGCCAAUAAGUGAUGACGAGCUAGAUGAAAUUCUUGCUGACAGCCAGAAAAAAGAGGAUCAACAGGAUGAGGAAAAAGUUACAGGUCCACUGGACGUGAUUGACGUGGACUGGUCCAGCCUGAUGCCCAAACAGAAGCAGGAACCACGCACCGCAGGAGCAGCGUUGCUUCGGUUUACUCCAGCAGCUGUGCUCCUCAGGACGGGCAUCUCCAAGCGACUGGCUGGUCCCAAGCUCCUGGAGCAGGUCAGAGAGGUGUGCAAGGCCGAACUGGACGACCCCAAAGAUGCUGACAGACUCUUUGAACAUGACCUGGGAGCCCUGAACAUGGCCGCCCUAAACAGGCGGGUGGAGAGGGCUAGCUUACUGAGUAACUUGGGACCAUGCUGCAAGGCCCUGUGUGCACGCAGGGACUUCGCCAUUCGCCGGCAGCUACUAAAAAAUGAUAAGGGUCUCACCAAGCAGUACCCGGCCACGCCGGUGGUGGACAGCGAGCUGCUGCAGAUGAGCAUGCGUCUUUUUAGGAAGACCGUGGCCGGUCAGGCAUCGGCCACAGAAAAGCCUGACAGCGUGUUGGCGUCAGCACCAGAAGGUGCUACAGCUGGUAGUGGUAGUAGUAAGCUUAGCACGGGUCAGCCUGAGGUUUGUGUGUCCUGAAAGUCUUCACUUGUUUUGUUUCCUUUCCUUACAAACACCCUUUGAAAAAAAAAUCAAAGGACAUAAAGCGAAACCAGAGCAAAAUUGUCAGUGCAUCUCAAUUAGGAUUACUCGCAUAUUUUGUGCAUUACAGUGUUUUAGAGCAAAUUUUUAUUGUCAUUUUCCCUUGUUUAACCAAGUUAAAAUGGCUUUUGUUUUUGUAUAUUGUGCAUUGGUUACUAAAACUGUGCAUUAAAAUGGUUAGAUGUUGAA
Molecule: messenger RNA, 5943 nt
Organism: Thalassophryne amazonica
Lineage: Eukaryota; Metazoa; Chordata; Actinopteri; Batrachoidiformes; Batrachoididae
Gene: zc3h13
Product: zinc finger CCCH-type containing 13
Exons: 21
Coding region: 160-5691 (1843 amino acids)
Cellular component (GO): RNA N6-methyladenosine methyltransferase complex
Molecular function (GO): metal ion binding
Source: RefSeq, a predicted model, not a curated record